AAGCAUAAGAACGAAUAGAAAAAGCGAGAGGAAAAUCUCAAACAGUGCAGCGAUGGCCGCUCGCUUUGCCUCCUCCAAAUCCUUCUGCUCCUCAUUUCUCUUCUCUUCUAAAGUUUCUUGGUUAUUUGAUGAGGUGAAGGUGAGGGACUUUAUUCAUGCGGCUUUGUAUGACCCUGAACGUGGGUACUUUUCCCAAAGAUCGGGUUCCGUUGGAGUGCUUGAUAGAAGUAUCAAGUUCAAUCAGCUGGAAGGCCGAAAAGCUUAUAUGAAGUACCUAAAUGCAGUAUACAAGCAGAGUGAUAUAUCAUGGUUUACUCCAGUUGAGCUCUUUAAGCCUUGGUAUGCCCAUGGGAUAGCUGAAGCAAUUAUGCGAACUGCUAACCUCUCUGUUCCCCUGAAAAUAUAUGAAAUUGGGGGUGGAUCAGGAACUUGUGCAAAGGGUGUAAUGGAUUACAUAAAGUUGAAUGCACCUACCAGAGUUUAUGAAAGUAUGACUUACACUUCAGUAGAAAUCAGUUCGUCACUUGCCCAGAAACAACUUGAAACUGUUGGAGAAGUAGGUAGCCACUUGGCAAAGUUUACGGUAGAAUGUCGUGAUGCUGCUGAUCCAAAUGGAUGGUGUAUGAUGGCUUUACCCUUCAGGCCUUUUGUUAUACUUACUUUUGCAGACUUACCUUGUCAUGAGGAACAGCCAUGUUGGGUUAUAAUGUUGGAGGUUCUUGAUAAUCUUCCCCAUGAUCUUAUUUUCUCUAAGAAUCAAGUCGCGCCUUGGAUGGAAGUAUGGGUUGAAAAGAGACAUGAGGGGCCAGAUCUGUGUGAGCUGUAUAAGCCUAUAGAAGAUCCAUUAAUAGAAAGUUGCAUGGAGAUCCUGGAUUUAGCAAAAGAUGGCACUACUCAUGGAACCAUGGCAGCUUCAUUUGCUAGAAGUAUUUGGGCUAAAUUAGUUCCCAAGCCUCGAAGGUGCUGGCUACCAACCGGUUGCUUUAAACUUCUUCAAGUUUUGCAUGGUGCUUUACCAAAGAUGUCGUUAAUCGCAUCGGAUUUCAGUUACCUUCCUGAUGUACGAAUACCAGGUGAACGUGCUCCUCUGGUGGCGGCCAAGAAAGAUGGGAAUAGCUCGGAUUACAACAAUUAUCUGGAUGCGAAGGCAUUUUCUAUGAGUUCUCAACUGUUAACUGAUUACUCUUGGAGGCCAAGAGCUUAUGGUAGCUAUUGCAAUUGGAUAUGACAUUGAAUAAAAUG
Molecule: messenger RNA, 1242 nt
Organism: Striga asiatica
Lineage: Eukaryota; Viridiplantae; Streptophyta; Magnoliopsida; Lamiales; Orobanchaceae
Source: the annotation of a GenBank genome assembly